ACUCUCGCGUGUCUUUUACUAUCUUCGUUGCACACAUUCUCUGUGCAAGUUUCUGAUUGAAUAUACGGAAAGAGGAAUUAUUUUUUAUUCAAUUAUGGCUAUUAAAAUUUUAAAUAAUAGUCUCUCCUUCAGAGCGUCACCACUAGUUGGCAGUAUCCGUAUCUAGAAACUAAAGAAAUAAGGUGAAAAUCGUGGACUUGUGGUUAAACGCAUGUAGUCAUAGGCAUUCCUCUCUUUGUGCCCGAAAUAGGCUAGAAAAAUCGAUUGCAGUCCCAGCUCCUGGAUUGCUGAACCUGUUUUGCAGAUACAUGCAACGGGUGGGAUCCUCCUGGGCCAGAGAUGCUUGUAUUUUUUUGCAUUUAGCCCAAUUUUUAGUUUAACCGUGUAGCGACACAGGAACGGUGGUCUUUCCAAAACGAUAGAAAUACAGAAGGUGGUGAUGCUCUAAUGCCGAGGCUGUUUAUUUCAUACAGCAAACAAGCGUUCUGAGUAUGUUGAUGUGUCGGAUAGCGUUGUUGGUGUGAUAUAGGUGAAGCCUGUUCGAGAUAGUGUUACUGAAGCAUUGCAGCUAUGGAAAACUGUCUAUGACCCCAAUGCACCUCCAAGUUAGUCCCAGUUUUCAGAUGCUGCUUUGAAACUUUAUAAUUUAAAAUAGGUUCUGAAUAUGCGUAGCUGUUUAGAAGUCGCGGUGGGUAAUCAUGGGAAAGAAGGUCUUCCUAUGGAUCUGUCAAUACUAUAAUAGUUAAAGGAGAGGCAUCUGAGAUUACCAACAGCUGAUAGUUGCACUGCAAAUGUGGGGGGAAUCUGCAGUUGCUACAUCUGGAAGCAGUGGUUCAGCCUCCCCAUCUCGUUGUUUUGAAGUAGAUGCCACCGCUUCCAUAUCUGAUCGGAGAAAUAAUAUGCGGGGCCUACCUACCUCAAUUUCAGAUACAUGUGGAAGGAACAGGUCUAUGUCUAAUGGACGAGCAGUUCCUCCUCGAAAGCGAACACCAAUUUCCAGCGAUAAAAAGCCCAAUCCUGAUUUUUUCCGGAAGCUGCAAGAUGCGAGAGAUUCAAUCGAAUGGCAAACAUUUGUUGAUUGUCCACGUCACUCACCUCAGGAGGAGAGCUUGACAGCUGAAGCUGCAAGCAGCGGGCAUCUGGUUUAUCACGGAAAUUGUGUGGAGACUGCACAACGAUGUGAUACUCCGUCCCGUGCAUGUGGUGCGAGUGAUUCAUUCACUCUUGAGGAGGGUAAUGGAGUGGAUCUAAAUUAUGAUCAGGAAGGGGACGGGGAAUUAAAAAAACCAGCAGCGAACGGGGCAAUUUCAAGUAAUAGUUAUCAAGAUCCCCAUUCUGCAGUGCAUCGGGACACAUCGGAUAAUCCUGAGAGCUGGGGACACCCACAAGUAAUUAAGCAUCAGAGUUGUGAGUAUGAAUCACCAUGGGUUGAUGGCUCUUUAAGGAACGACGGUGACAGGACAAUCAUGGACAUGAGAACUAUUCACCGCCACCUUCAUAGCUUGGAACGUCAACAGCUUUCUAUGAUGGAGAUGCUGCAGGAUUUUAUGGUGUGUGCACACGACAGCAUGCAUGAUCUAGAAGGGCGGGUAGCAGGGCUGGAGCAGAUCUUGGAGGAUGUAUCUCAAAAUUUUGGUACUACAGAUGGGAGUUCCCCAGCUUCUGAAUCACCCAGAUGUCAAGGUGGUCAUCCACUCAGCCAAUACCUUUCCGGUGGUGGCUUUAUUAACUUCAAGAAUGAAAAAGAUGACGAGGAUACUUCAGUGCUUGGCAGUGCGCGGAGUCAGGAUUCCUUGGUGGAGAAGACAGAGCAUUCAGAUGAAUUAACUUCGUCUUCUAGUCACCAAAUACCAUCAGCAGCAGAAACUUUGAGGCGGCCCAAUUUCCUGGAUUGUAGUCCUCUGCAUGGGGGCAAUGGAAAUGAUGGAGGGAUGGGGAAGGGACCGAGAAGGGCAGGUGUUCUCCCUCGAGAGGAAGAUCCAUCUACCGGAGCCGUUUGGCAUGCAUCCAAAGCUAAAAUCACAGCGGGCGUUUGUGGUUCUGCUUUACAAAGGAAGUCCGUUCAAAAGCAUGCUAGUCGGGAUUUCAAUGUUGAUAAGAAGCCAAACAGAGCUGCGGGCGCUCCAUUUUGGAUAUUGUGGAGUCGAGCAAUGGAUAGUGUUCGGGGGGGCGAUCUAGAUUUGGCUUACUCAGAGAUCCUAGGUAGCAGUGAUGAGCUUUUAUUAGUGCGGUUGAUGGGCUGCACUGGCCCUGUCUUGGACCAACUCAAUGCUGCUACUGUGUUUCAGCUUGUGGGCUGUAUCAAACGAUUUCUUGAUCAGCAGAGCUUUUUGAAUUGUAUAAUUCCUUGGCUUCAGCAGGUGUCAGAUAUAGUCUCCAGUAAUGGUCCCAAUUCUCUUGGACUGACAAGAAAUGCGAAGAAGGAUCUUGUUUUCAGUCUGCAGGAGGCCACGAGUUCGGAAUACGCCCAGAGGUGGAUGAGGGCCAAAAUUGCCCAACUUGCCCAACAUCUGAGGAAUGCCUGGUCAUCAAGUUGGAGCAUUGACAUUGUGGAUAACUGAUAGAAGAUCCUGUCCUGUCACACCAUCAGCCACUGCUCUUUGAAAUAUGAAAGCACCAUCCAAACCACAUGAAAAACUCAUGUCUCCUUCGUAGCGAGAAAUCGGUUAUGUAAUGUCCAUGUAGUCCAUUCCACACUACAUGGAUUUGGUGUGCAUGCCAAGGCUCAAACAACGGACGACCUACCAGAGAUUGAAAAUGUAAAGCUGAUCUCAGUACAGACAGUUGGAAGCUGGAUGUUUCCAGGGGUCAUGAGUGGCAGUGUUUUUUUCACUCACACGCGUUAGUGUCUCCGUGGAAUACGUCUCACUGUCCAACGCGAAAAGUACAGGUUAAUAUCGUUACUCCAAACAACACCCCAGUAGUGAAAUUUCAUGUAUUAUUCUGAACAUCCGAAUCUAAGCAUCGAUUCAAAUUAGCCUUCCCUGAGGGUACAAUCGUUGCCAUACUGGAUCAGACGCACCAUUCCCGGCACUGGCCACUACGCACCAGAUUAACAAUGUAAUUUGAAUCAGUGAUGGAGCCAGCGAAAGUAGGAGAAAUGUCAACUAGGAAAAAUCAGAGCCCCGAGACAGCUCAUUCACUGACGCUGGACGGAUGUG
This is a messenger RNA of Physcomitrium patens, 3161 nucleotides long. The record is from RefSeq and is a predicted model, not a curated record. NCBI's taxonomy places the organism in Eukaryota, Viridiplantae, Streptophyta, Bryopsida, Funariales, Funariaceae.